AUGUCCAGAAGCCUGGUAUUGAGGAAGGGGCACAUUCGGGACUGGUUCCGCUUCAGGAUCAAAGACACCAUAAUCCCAACGGUCUUAGAGAGACCAGUGAAGAGCUUGGGGAAGUGGUAUAGGGCAGACCUCAAUGAUAAGUGGGGUGGGAGGGAGAUGAUUAUCCAAGUAGACACCUGGAUGACAUCCUUAGAGAAGAGCGGCCUGCCUACCUGGCAAAUACAAGGCCUGGGGUUACCAGCAUGGGGCAGCAAGCUGCAGCUGCCAGUGACAUCGGUGCUCGAGGAGUAUAAAGCAACGAAGACAUGCCAGGCCAUGAUGCUGCGAGACAGCAAGGACGAAAGAGUAUGCCAGGCAGGCACUGUGGUCAGGACAGGUCUUAAGUGGUCAGCCAGCAGAGCACUGACGGAGGCUGAGGAUUGGCUGCAGCAUGCCGACAUCAUUGGGACAGUAGCUCAGGGCAGGCUUGGGCUGGGUUGCUUCACCAGAACGAGCUGGAACAAAGCUGACUCAAAGGAACGCCGCAGCAUGAUACAGAGGGAGGUCCGUAAGGCAGAGGAGGAAACCAUGAAAAAACAGGGCAGCUGGACAAGGACAGCAGAGAGCACUGCAGCAGGACGGAGGAGUAGAGGGGUCCUGGACUCAGCAAAUGAUUGGGAGAUGCGGGCAGACCUGAAGAAGCGGCUCAAAUUCCCAGAGGAGAUAGCACACACUAGCCUCAGACCGGAUAUUGUCCUCUGGUCUAGAGGCACCAAGCAGGUGGUGCUCGUAGAGUUAACAGUACCCUGGGAAGAAAGGAUGGAGGAGGCCCACGUAUCAAAGAGUCUGAAACACUCUUCUCCAGCGGGAGGAGGAGACACUGGCUUUAUGAAGGCCACAGCACUUACGGGAACGAAUAAAGAACACAUUCCUAUAGUCCAUCCUAAAGGAAUGUUUACACCAUUCCCUUAUAAACUUCUAUUUUCUCAUCUGGGUCUCGUCAAAUCUCCUGCAGAAGGUUCUGGACUGUCAGGUGAGGAGUUCUUCCAGAAGGUGAUGAGAGAAACACACACCCAGGUGAAAUGGCCAUCCAAGCUGAAGAUUGGUGCCAAAUCAAAGAAAGAUCCUCAUGUGAAAGUGGAGGGGAAGAGAGCAAACGUUCUGGAGGCCAAACGCAAGAUUUUGGAGCUUCUAGAGACUAAGGUGAAUAAAGUCACGCUGAAGAUGGACGUCACACACACGGAGCACUCUCAUGUGAUCGGGAAAGGAGGCGGGAACAUUAAGAAGGUCAUGGAGGACACUUCCUGCCACAUUCACUUCCCCGAUUCCAACCGGAACAACAGCGCAGGAGAAAAGAGCAACCAGGUGUCAAUCGCUGGGCCGGUUCAGGGGGUGGAGUCUGCCAGGAGACAGAUCCGGGACCUGCAGCCCCUGGUGCUGGCCUUUGACCUGCCUGUGACCCUUGUGGGAGGUGUGGUGUGUGACACGGGCUCGCCGGUGAUUCAGCACGUGGCUCAGGCGUUCGGAGUGAGCGUCAGCUUCAGGACGCAGCCCAAACUCUACUGCAGCACCUGCAGCGUGAGAGGAACGCAGGGAAACGCCACUGCCGUCAAGAAGGCCACCUGCGUCCUGAUGGAGCUGCUGCUGGGCGCGGAGGCACUGGCCGGAGUAACGGGGGUGAUGGUGAGCACACAGCUGGACGUGACCUCGCAGCAGCACCUGUUCCUGUUGGGUCAGAACGGAGCCAACUUCCUGACCGUCAUGCAUCAGACGCACACGCAGAUCAUCCUGCCCGACCUCAGCGCUCCGCAGCACACACCCUCGCUGCUGAUCCAGGGCACGGCCGACGGAGUGUGUGUCGCUCGACAGCAGCUCAUGGAUUGUCUGCCCGUCUGCCUGAUGUUUGAUUUGAAGGAUGAGGGAGAGUCUGACCCUCGGAAACUCACUCAGAUGAUGCAGAAACUGGGUGUUUUUAUCAGCGUCAAACCCAAGAUCAAGCAGACAGCAAAGUCGGUGGUCGUUAAAGGUUUGGAGAGGAACAUCGGGAGUCUUUACGAGGCCAGACGUCUGCUGCUGGGCCUGGACUCCACUGAGGUUUCCAUGACGACCAAGAAUGUGUUUGAGGUGACGACCAAGACCCCGGUGGACCCUCUGGUGGCCAAUAAUGGAAUCACAAGCUACUGGAUUAAUGUACUAAUGCAGCAGCUGCGCCUCACUGAGACAGGUGCUGUGCCCUCUCCUGAUGCCAUGAUUGGCUCUCUCUCAGGGAAGCCCCGCCCCUUGCCUCCUCCCGGAUUGGCUGUUUCCUCAGAAGAUGGACGGUUAGGAAUCAAAGGAGUGGAAUCCAAAUUAGAGAAGAUUCCAGAGACUGAGGAUCAGCCGACACAAGCAGAGACGGUGCCUUGCGUCACGCCACUUGCGGAGGUCACAGAGGUCAGAGAGGUCGUCGUCAAGCCGACGGUCUCAUCGAGGAGAGGCAGCCAAUCAGAGGCCUCGAGGGAGCCGAAGCCGCCGCUCACGCCGGAGAGGUCAGUGAGAGUGGAGGUGGAUGGUGUUUAUCUGAACAGAGACAGACGCUGUAGUUUGAGAAUAUUCUCAUCUGUAGACGCUAAUAAUGAGGAUCAUGAAUAUGAGAGAAAGAAGCUUCUGGCAACUCAAGCCAUGCAGCAGAAGCCCGUGGUGACUGAGGUUCGAACCCCUACAGACACCUGGAGUGGCUUGGGCUUCUCCAAAUCGAUGCCCACUGAUGCUGUGAAAGAGCUGAGAGCCGUGAGCCGCCGCUGCUACAGACCCUACCACAACCAGCAGUCUCUGGUCUGUCAGAUCGAUUACCAGACGUUCCUGACGCUCUCUGACGAGGAUUUGAAGGAAGUGGGCGUGAACACGUUUGGAGCGCGACGCAAGAUGAUCCUCGCCAUCACGGAUUUGAGCAAAAAGAGGAAGUUUCCAGAAGUGUCCAGCAUGAAGUCGGGAUACCUGGAGGGAGGCGCGAGCGGCCGUCUCCCGUGGAUCAUGAACGAGGACGCGGCUGCCAAGAGUAACCACUGGUGACGGGACGAUGUGACCGCUAUAGAGCUUCCUAUAAUGCCCCUGGGGCCGGUUUGUGCUUCCUGUCAUGUGGCCCUCUGGGACCAAUCAAAGUGUGACAUGAUAGAUGAUUUCCAUAUAAGACAGAGAGGACAGAUGUGCUGUGACUCUCUGAGGAAACAUGCAGAGAAGUGUGACCUUCAGCGUGAACCGACCGACUGCCUGGCCAGAACCCACACUUAGUAUGCAAGUCUCUGACUCUCUCUACCUCUGUUUCUCUAUCUGCUGCACUUCUAUGCAAAACUUCAUUUCCUUUAUGUAUUGUUCAAAUAUGAGAAUACUG
Messenger RNA from Sinocyclocheilus grahami, 3349 nucleotides. RefSeq names its product protein bicaudal C homolog 1-B-like. Lineage: Eukaryota; Metazoa; Chordata; Actinopteri; Cypriniformes; Cyprinidae. The coding region runs from base 1 to 3030 and encodes 1009 amino acids. Gene Ontology annotation, cellular component: cytoplasm. The record is from RefSeq and is a predicted model, not a curated record. The transcript is spliced from 20 exons. Gene Ontology annotation, molecular function: RNA binding; protein binding.